CAAUUAACAUAUGAAUUUGACUAACUUAAGAGCGGGUAGAAGAAAGGAGGGAGGAGGGCGGACAUUGAGCAGGCUCCUGAGUCUUGAGUAGGCAGGAACUUUUCUCCGGGUGUAAAAACUCUUUGAUUGGCUGCUCGCACGCGCCUGCCGGCGCCCUCCAUUGGCUGAGCAGACACGCGACCGGCGCGAGGAGGGGGCUGGGAGAGGAGCGGGGGGUGGGGGGGUGACACACUGGCGCGUGCCGCUUUUUAAAGGGGCGCAGCGCCUUCAGCAACCGGAGAAGCUUCGUUGCACGCGACCUGGUGUGUGAUCUCCGUGUGGGUGGGGGAGGGUCGAGGAGAAAAAAAAAAUAAGACAUUGCUGUAGGGACCCAGGAAGGGUUUUUGUUGUAGUUGACCUGGUUUGCCAGUGCCUCCUCCGUCCCCGUGCCUCCAAGCCUCUGAAGUGCAAUGUCCCGCCUGCUGCACGCAGAGGAGUGGGCUGAAGUAAAGGAGUUGGGGGACCACCAUCGCCAUCCCCAGCCUCACCACCUGCCGCAGCCGCCGCCGCCACAGCCACCUGCGACCCUGCAGACGAGAGAGCAUCCCGUCUACCCGGCGGAGCUGUCCCUCCUGGACAGCACCGACCCACGCGCCUGGCUGGCUCCUACUUUGCAGGGCAUCUGCACGGCACGCGCCGCCCAGUACUUGCUGCAUUCCCCCGAGUUGGGUGCCUCUGAGGCUGCGGCGCCCCGGGAGGAGGCAGACGGCCGGGGGGAGCUGGUGAGGAGGAGCGGCGGCGGCGGCGGCGGCGGCGGCGGCGGUAGCAGCAGCAAGAGUCCUGGGCCAGUGAAAGUGCGGGAACAGCUGUGCAAACUGAAAGGCGGGGUGGUAGUGGACGAGCUGGGCUGCAGCCGCCAGCGCGCCCCUUCCAGCAAACAGGUGAACGGGGUGCAGAAGCAAAGGCGCCUGGCGGCCAACGCCAGGGAGCGACGCAGGAUGCACGGGCUGAACCACGCCUUCGACCAGCUGCGCAACGUUAUCCCGUCCUUCAACAACGACAAGAAGCUGUCCAAAUACGAGACCCUGCAGAUGGCCCAGAUCUACAUCAACGCCUUGUCCGAGCUGCUACAAACGCCCAGCGGCGGGGAGCAGCCGCCACCGCCGCCAGCAUCCUGCAAGAGCGACCAUCACCACCUUCGCGCCGCCGCCCCCUACGAAGGCAGCGCUGGCACCGCGACCGCGGCGGGGGCCCAGCCAGCCUCCGGAGGGGGCCAGCGGCCGACGCCGCCUGGAAGUUGCCGGACUCGCUUUUCCGCCCCGGCUUCCGCGGGAGGAUACUCGGUGCAGCUGGACGCUCUGCACUUCUCGACUUUCGAGGACAGCGCCCUGACGGCGAUGAUGGCGCAAAAGAACCUGUCGCCUUCACUGCCCGGGGGCAUCCUGCAGCCGGUGCAGGAAGAAAGUAGCAAAACUUCGCCCCGAUCCCACAGAAGCGACGGGGAGUUUUCCCCCCAUUCCCAUUACAGUGACUCAGAUGAGGCAAGUUAGGAAGGUGACAGAAACCUGAAAACUGAGACAAACAAAAUCGCCCUUGCCCAAUGAGCUGAAAGCCCCAUGGUUAAAGAUCCCCGCACCCUUUUAAUUUUUGCUCUGCGAUUGUCGUUGUUUAGCAACGACUUGGCUUCAUAUGGCAGCUAUAUUUGAUGGUUUGCAAAAGCCGCCGCUAUUUCAAACUUCCUAGGGUCCAUAUUAAUGAAAACUUGCUGUUAAAGUUCUGUUCUUUCCUCCCACCCUCUCCCCCUGUAAGUUGAUAGGUAUACUUGUAUGUACCCAAAUAUGGCAUCAUUUUUCUAGUUCCCUGCUGCCAAUACGCUGCUAAAACGUCGCGUUUUCUUCUCUGUCGCUGGUUUGUGUUUUAAUUUAUUUUAUGCCCUGGGCAUUCAUCCCUGUGUGUUGCGCGCACUCGCUUGUGGGAGAAUUAAUAUUCCGAAAUAUUUUCUCAAAAUGUAUCAUGAAACGCAAAGUUAAUGGCUCCAAAGUGAAUAACUUUUGACUAUGGAACGUUAGAAAACAGGGAACUCUUAGGUUUAUAUACUGUAUAAACAUACCCAGUAUGUAUAUCGGAUAGCGAUAAUGUUGGCGUCUUUUAGGAAACUUGACGCACGCACUUUAUCAGCCGCUACUACUGCGGUUUCAGGACAAACUCAACUGCCAAUUGCAGACCAGUUUUGUGUUGUUGUUAUUGUUGUUGUUGUUUCAAACACGGCCACUUAUAAUCCUUAACUUCUUUGCAAAUGUUUGUUUAAAAAACUAAAAUAAAAAAAAAUCCAGUAGUGUCAAAGCAUUUGGUCAAUUUUACUUUGCUUUGUUAAUGUUAGGAAACUUAUUUAUUAUUGAUUGUUUGCUACCAUUUCUACUUAUCUUGAUUCAUUUUUUUACAUUUUUCUACUCGAGAUCAUUUUAUUUUAAUUUAGCAAAGCCAACUGCCAUUGUUUUAUGUAUUUUCUUCUGCAAGUGAUAAAAAUAAACAUGGAAAUAACUGUAUUUGUCACUUAUUCCAUUCUAA
This is a messenger RNA of Lutra lutra (Eurasian river otter), 2547 nucleotides long. RefSeq names its product atonal bHLH transcription factor 1 (gene ATOH1). NCBI's taxonomy places the organism in Eukaryota, Metazoa, Chordata, Mammalia, Carnivora, Mustelidae. The record is from RefSeq and is a predicted model, not a curated record. The coding region runs from base 450 to 1529 and encodes 359 amino acids. Gene Ontology annotation, molecular function: protein dimerization activity. The transcript has a single exon.